Molecule: messenger RNA, 2428 nt
Organism: Solea solea (common sole)
Lineage: Eukaryota; Metazoa; Chordata; Actinopteri; Pleuronectiformes; Soleidae
Product: sterile alpha motif domain-containing protein 3-like
Exons: 6
Coding region: 269-1993 (574 amino acids)
Source: RefSeq, a predicted model, not a curated record
UACUGUUAGACUUUUUACUUUUAAUUAUUAUUUUAUUGAGUUUGGAUGACACACAAAUUAUGCCUAUUCGUUCAAUAUACUAUCAUGACUUGUCAGAGUUUAAAAUUUUAAAUUAAUCAACAAGUCAUUUAAUUUUAAGUUCUGUUAAUGUAAAAUACAAUUUGAUGACGCGUAACGGCCCACAGUUUCCCUCUCCUGCAUGCGCGCACGGGCAUGUUCAAGGCGAGACGAGUGACCACAGCUGAAACUCAUCAAAGCGUCGUGGUGAAUGGUCUUCAGUCACUUUGCCGUGUGCCUUGCAAGGACAAAAAACUCUUCAUCAUCUCCUGGUAUCCUGGUUUCGUGGACCAAGGGGUUCAAUUUGAGACGUGGUCAGCCUCUCAGGACAAACGAGAUAUCACCUUCUCCUUCCCCUGAGUUUGUGUACAGGUGCCAGAUGCCACAACCGGCUCAACUCCGAGUGAUCAUUGCAGAUCAUGAUGUCCGUAAAGUUGUACUACCAUCUGGAAUCCCUGAGACAUUGGAUGACCUUCACUCAGUCAUUCGUGAUACAUUUUCCAUUGCCAAAGACUUCAGUCUUCACUACAAAGAUGAGGAUUUUGAUGAGUUUUUCACCCUUUUAUCUACAACUGACCUCAAGGAUAAGGACACAAUCAAGGUUGUGUUUCUCCCAAACCAGGAGCCUCCAAUCAUUUUAACCUUAACUGAUGUGACCAACAUGAAUAAUCAGCCUUGUGAGGAGCCCGAUGUUGACGACACCGCAUCCGUGUCAACCGAUGACACACUAAUUCUCUCAUCUGAAGAUAGUCCAGGCCACCGUUCCCAGCGCUGGCCCGCUCAGUUUUCAAUUCCCAGCUUUUCUGGCUUAACAGAGAUCCAAAUUCAGUCAGGAAAUGAGCGCUUCAAUAAAUAUGGGACUCUUCUCACUACCAAAGAUUUAAUUCCGCUACUCCCAGACAUCCUUGGAAAACUAGCGGAGGCUAUUUAUGAGUACACUGCUUAUCCAUCUAGUCUGCAGAUCAGUGAGGUUGCAGAGGCCCUCACUCAAAAGCAUCCCUGCCUCAAAGAACCAGGCUCAUUUAAUGGGUCCUAUGGAUGGGCGCAGCGCCUAAAAUAUAAGAUGAACAAUUUCAGAAGCAAACUACGAGGUCUCGGCUGCCCUGAAGUUGAAGUGAACUCACUCAAGAGAAAACAAACACAUGACCAGUAUCCGGCAAAGAAUCUGAAAAAACCAAAGAAGGCGGAGGUGAACUACCUACCCCCUCAUGCUCAAGGUGAAACUACUGCAAGUUUGGAAAAAGAGAGAGUGGAGCUCCUAAGUGAAAUGAUGAAAAGGGACAACUCCAAGGUGGUAGCUCAGAAAAUGGCCAAGACGUUCAGCCUUCGUCGGGAGGAAAUAGUGAAAGAGGCCCCUGCAAUCAGUGAAUGCAUGAAGCGCUGGCCUGCGCUUUUUAGUGAAGCACAGAUAAGUGAAGAAUUCAAGAGGAUAACAACAGUUAACCUACAAUCGACCUUUCUGGCCAAGCUUGACCAGUGCACCCCGAAAUUGAUGGCCUUGACCCAAUCAAAAGGAGGAGCUGCAGGCCUGAAGAUAAGGAACAUUAAGGACAUGCUUCUUGAGGACAACACAGUUGAAAGGCAGAGAGAAAUUGCCAUUCGCUGCCUCAUGGUCUAUCUUGGAGAGAAGGAGGAGGACCUUUUCAAACAGUACUGGGAUGUAGAGGAGCUUGACGCAGACCUUGCGAUGCAAGUGAUGAAGAUUGCCAUCAUCGGUGAUGGGUGUGCAACCAUCGUAGUCGAGGGAACCAAGAUCCUGCAGGGGAUUGAUGUCGCCAGAUCCUGUGCUUUGCUGAUGGGAGUAAUCUAUGCUCUUAACCUAAGGUACCCCAAGCAGUUGAAAUUUACCUUUGAGGCAUUCCAGAAGCUAUGCCUUGAGCUUGAUGGACAAAAAGCCAGCUCUAAAGUAAUGAAUCUCAAGUAUGGUAUUUUUUAGCGCGAGGAAAAAGCUCACAUCUCACACGCACACGCACACACACAUCCACAUCCUUGUUCUUUUGUUUCUUUGAUUGGAUGAAUAUCUGAGUGAAGGUAUCAGCUUAGAAAAGGAUGACCUCUGUUCUCUGAGGGUGUUUGUCUUUGUUGAACUUUAUAUGCAGUGCCUCCUUUUGCUGGAGUUAGGAGUUUGAGCAGUCUGAUGUGAUCAGAGAUGAUAAUGUUGAAAUUAGUGCUUUUAAUGUACAGCCAUCUGUCUUUUUUUUUUAAUAAUUUUCAUGUGUACAAGUCAAAUGAUGGUGAUUCAUGCACAGGGUUUUAGUUGAUUUUAUAACAAUGUUCCUCCUCAUAAAGCAUCUGAGUGCAUGGUGCUGUUUGCACUUUAAAGGAUUUAGUGCUACUGUGAAUUUUAAUAAAUGUUUCUAAUUAAUUUGAA